Molecule: messenger RNA, 2244 nt
Organism: Mangifera indica (mango)
Lineage: Eukaryota; Viridiplantae; Streptophyta; Magnoliopsida; Sapindales; Anacardiaceae
Product: inactive TPR repeat-containing thioredoxin TTL3-like
Exons: 5
Coding region: 245-2080 (611 amino acids)
Cellular component (GO): cytoplasm
Molecular function (GO): protein binding
Source: RefSeq, a predicted model, not a curated record
CAUAAUUAAUAAGUUAUAAUCUUCUUCAUUGACAGCCAGUCCAGGAGACUUUUCUGUUCAUCUCCUGGGGCUCUGGCUUGUUUGAACCAAAUUUCUAAAGUUGUAUUAAAUUCAAUUCUUUGUUAAAGUUUUGAAAUUUUUCAUUUUAAUCCCCAUGUGGAGUCGCCUUCUUCUUCUUAACGCUUAAUUUUCUUCUGCUUUGAUUGGUUUUUUUUAAAUUGUUUUUAUUGAUAGAAUAGCAACAAUGGCUAACCGUUCACCAGACAAAAAAUCUGGUUGCGGGUUAUUGAACGCGGUGUUCGGGCGGCGGUGGUCGCGGAGGACCACCUCCACAGGUUCAAUUCCGAUCAUCAACAGCAAGGAAGAAUUUGUCAAAAUGCCGAGCUUUAACUCAAAGAGAAGAAGAAACAGCACAGAUGAGAGUACUUUAAUGGAAAACCAACCUGAGAACUUUCUAGAAACGUCUCAAAAACCGGUAGCUAAGCCUCCUUCGACGACUCAGAAACAACUAAAACCGCCGCAGCAGCCGCCCCGGAAAGCUCCUGAAUAUGAACAAAAAACGACUUCCAAAGCUCAGGCUAACCAUAUGGGGUAUGUUAACAAUGGAAGGAGAGUUCCAAAAGAAGCCGUGGGGAUUUCCGGCGAGCUCGAAAGCAUGAUUGUCGAACAACAGAGGGCUAGAGGAGGUGGAGGGAACGCAAAUCUCAUCAGGGCGUCGUCGAGCAACAUGAUGCUAGCCGGAAAUUUAGGAAAUUUAAAAACAGGCGGCGGAGGGAAAGAAAAUUUAUACGAUCAGUUAGAUAGUUAUCUUCCGAAACCGAGAGAGCAAGAAAUGAGCAAAACGUCGCCGUCUUCUUCUGCCGGAAAAGCUAAUAACAACAAAUAUUCGAACAGCGUGAUGGGAAAUGUGGUGAAGACCAAACAGAACAAUGAUCAGCAGGAAAGUUAUAAGCCGAAACCGGAGGAAAACUCUUCGUUAUGCAGGGCGCUAUCGACGAGGAUGGAUCCUGAGCAGUUGAAGAUAAUGGGAAAUGAAGACUACAAGAUGGGGAACUUCGCAGAGGCGUUGGCAUUGUAUGACGCGGCCAUUGCUAUCGACCCUAACAAGGCGUCGUAUCGGAGCAACAAAAGUGCAGCAUUGACAGCUCUGGGGAGGAUUCUUGAAGCAGUUUUUGAAUGCAGAGAAGCCAUUCGGAUUGAACCUCAUUAUCAUCGAGCUCACCAUCGUUUAGCUAACUUAUACCUCAAGUUAGGGGAAGUCGAGAAAGCUAUAUAUCAUUAUAAACAUGCAGGGCCAGAAGCCGAUCAGGUUGAUAUUGCCAAGGCUAAAUCGGUUCAAGUACAUCUUAACAAGUGCACAGAGGCCAAAAGGCUACGAGAUUGGAACACUCUGAUUAAAGUGACAGCGUCCGCCAUAUCAGCCGGAGCAGAUGCAGCGCCACAGAUUUUUGCUUUACAAGCUGAGGCUCUACUGAAACUUCAGAGGCACCAAGAUGCCGAUGAAGCCAUGAAGAAUGGUUCAAAUUUUGAUGUCGACGAUUGCACUAGGUUUUUUGGCCCCAUUGCUAAUGCCAAUUUGUUGGUUGUUAAAGCUCAAGUUAAUUUGGCUAUGGGCAGAUUUGAAGAUGCUUUGGAGGCGAUACAGAAAGCGGCAAAACUAGAUACGAACAACAAGGAGGCGAACAUUGUGAUGAGGAAGGCUAGGGCAGUGGCGGCGGCUCGAUCAAAGGGCAACGAACUAUUCAAAGGAGGAAACUUCGCCGAUGCAUGUGUUGCAUACGGUGAAGGACUGGACCACGAUCGGUACAACUCAGUUUUAUUGUGUAAUCGAGCAGCUUGUCGAUCCAAACUUGGCCAAUUUGAGAAAGCCAUUGAAGAUUGCAAUGCUGCGCUACACUUGUGUCCCAAUUAUAACAAGGCCAGGCUAAGAAGAGCCGACUGCAAUGCCAAGCUGGAGAGAUGGGAAGCUUCAGUGCAAGACUACGAGAUCUUGAAACAAGAAAAUCCCGAGGAUGAGGAGGUGAAUAAGGCUUUGCUUGAGGCCCAAACCCAGCUCAAGAAACAGCGAGGUGGGCCUUGAUCCAAGUUAGUACAGAGAUUAAAUCAAGCCCAAAACAAAACCCAAACAGAACAGAAGCUGCAUUAAAGAAGUAAUGUUUCGUGUACUUAUAAUAAAUAUUAAUUUGAAUACCAAUAAUAAUAUGUCAUUAUAUGAUUAAAUAUAAUAUUCUUAUUAAUUUAAAA